UGCUUGACGGUAAUUAACGACGGUUGCGUGUUUGAGUGGCUAACCCGCCUUAAUUUUCCCUGUUGAACAGGAGAAAGAGUUUGUUUGGCUUUACCCCAUCAGAAAAGCUUUAAGAAGAACAGUCUCCAAAACUUUCUAAACUGCCUGAGAGCAGCGGGGUCCAUGGAGAGAGCUGCUGAUGGCUGAGGAGCUGUGCACCGGCUGGUUUCGUAUCAUUGCAGGUACAGUAGGCUCUUUGGAGAUUGAGGAAUGCAAAUCUGCAACCAUGAUGGAAGGAUUGAAAAAACGUACCAGGAAGGCCUUUGGGAUACGGAAGAAAGAGAAGGACAAUGAUUCCACGGGGUCUCCAGACAGAGAUGGUGAACCUCGAGAGGUUGAAUCGAAGAAGACGAACGGGGCCCCGAAUGGCUUCUAUGGAGAUAUCGACUGGGACAGAUACAACUCUCCUGAGGUGGAUGAUGAAGGCUACAGUAUCAGACCUGAAGAUGAAUUAGAAGAGGAAGUCGCCACCAAAAAGUCUCACUUCUUCUCCUCCGAUGAGUCCGAGGGAGAAGAGGACCACAGGAAAAAAUUCAAGAUCAAGAUCAAGCCGCUGCCGCCCGAUCGUGUUGUGGAGGCGCCCUCGGUCGAUGAGCUCAAAGCCUCCAUAGGCAACAUAGCUCUGUCCCCGUCUCCCAUGGUGAGUAGAUCUGGUUUCACUGGUCCGUCUCUCAAUCAGCAAACACCAGUCUCUGAAGACACCACAGGCUUAUUUGGGCCUCCUUUAGAAACAGCCUUUGGAGAACAGAAAACUGAAGCGGUUCUGUCUGAGUGUGACGUGUGGGGGACUCCUCUAUCAGAGCCUGAAUCCUCUUUGACAAGAUCCUUUCCCACAGGAACUCCACCUCCACUUCCACCCAAGAACGUCCCAGCUUCUCCACCAAAUAGCCCUCCGUCUGCAGAUGAUGCUGAAGCGUCUGCAGGAGCAGACAGGAAGCCUUCAAUCGCCGACUUGGACAACAUUUUCGGACCGGAGCAGGCUCCCCCUGCCUGCGAGGAGACGGGCGACUCGUGGGUCUGCUUCAGCGAAGAAGCUCCCGACCAGCCGCCUCCACCAAAGGACCCCGCACCUCCCCUCCCCUCCUCCCCACCUCCUCCAGAAGAACCAGCACCUCCAUUACCAGCCUCCUCUCCUCCACCUGUGCUUCAUGCCCCACCCUUACCUACAUCACCACCUCCUUCGGAAGACUUUGCACCACCUCUGCCUACUUCACCUCCCCCAGAAGAUGAUGUUGUUCCCCCUCUCCCAACUUCCCCGCCUCCCUCAGAGGAACAAGUCGUACCUUCUGUCCGUUCGGGUCCUCCCACUCCCAAAGACCAAAACCCUCCCACGCUCGCCACCUCUCCGUCUCCUGCAACAAAGGAGCUUUCAUCUCCUCCCGUUUCCUCCCCUCCUCCUCUUAGUUCACCUCCAAGUGUCCCACCUGCGCCCACCCCCAAAAUAAGCACUCCAGCAGCGACGCCUCCUUCCGAGGAGCCUGCGGCUCGCUCCGUCCCGCCGCCUCUCGUCCUCUGUCAAGAAGAGAAGCCCAACAAUACAAGCACCACCCAUCCCAAAGAGGAUGGAGGUGAAACUGUCACUUCGCCCAAAGAUGCAAUCCAAGGCAGUAGAAGUACACCUCCGCCACCACCUCCUCCAACGUACCGCGCAGUGGUUUCAUCACCUGGUCCCACAUCUGGGGCCGGCGGCACGAAUAGCGGUGAGCGCUUCAAGAUUCUCACUGAAAUAUAUUUGUUGGUCAACCCCACCCCGCCUCCCCCUCCACCUCGUCCCCCUUCACGACCCAAACUUCCUCCAGGGAAACCUAGUGUAGGCGAUGCGAAUCGCCCAUUCAGCCCACCGAUUCACUCGGCCAGCCCUCCACCCAUUGCUCCGUUGGCGAGGGCUGAGAGCACCUCCUCCAUCUCCUCCACCAACUCGAUGAGUGCCGCCACCACUCCUACUGUGGGCAAGGAGCUUUCUGUGUCUGUGACAGAGGAUGAUGUAUAUGUAGACAAACUUCCCACCUUUGAGAGACACUUUGAUUCGUUUGCAGAGAAUGACCAGCCAUCCCUUGUAUGGUUUGACAGAGGGAAGUUUUAUUUAACCUUUGAAGGCUGCUCUCGAGGGCCCAGUCCUCUCACCAUGGGAGCUCAGGACACACUUCCUGUGGCGGCUGCGUUCACAGAAACAGUCAACACCUUCUUUAAAGGAGCCGAUCCCAACAAGUGUGUUGUGAAGAUCAUAGGUGAGAUGGUUUUGUCGUUUCCGGCGGGAAUCACGCGGCACUUUGCCAAUAACCCGUCCCCCGCCGUGCUAACCUUCAGCAUAACCAACUACAGUCGACUGGAGCAUGUGCUGCCUAACCCCCAGCUCCUCUGCUGCGACACCACCACGCAAGCCAAGGCUGACAGCAAGGACUUCUGGGUGAACAUGCCAAACCUGAUAUCGCAUUUAAAGAAGGUGGCAGAGCAGAAACCACAAGCGACGUACUACAACGUGGACAUGCUCAAGUAUCAGGUGUCAACACAGGGCCUGCAGUCGACUCCUCUGAACCUGGCAGUGAGCUGGAGGUGCGAGCCCACCAGCACUGACUUGAGGAUAGACUACAAAUACAACGGGGAGGCCAUGUCGACGGCGAUGGCCCUCAACAACGUUCAGUUCCUCGUCCCCAUUGAUGGAGGCGUUUCAAAGCUACAGGCUGUCCUACCUCCUGCUGCAUGGAAUGCAGACCAGCAACGAAUCCUGUGGAAGAUCCCCGAUAUCUCCCACAAAUCUGAAAAUGGAGGUGUGGGCUCGUUGUUAGCACGCUUUCAGCUAACAGAAGGUCCGAGUAAACCGGCUCCACUGGCGGUGCAGUUUACCAGCGAAGGCAGCACCCUGUCAGGCUGUGACAUCGAGCUGGCCGGGCCAGGGUACCGCUUCUCGCUCGUCAAGAAGAGGUUUGCUGCAGGAAAAUACCUGGCUGAUAACUGACCCAUCGCUGAACAAAGUGAACGCAGUGGACGGAGGUCGACGCCGAGGACAGAGGACAGACGGACACCAGACAGACUCUGUGAUCCUUUUCUGAACCCACACAACAGGUCUGCAGCCCGCCCAGCAGUAUUGUAUAACUCGCAUAUAACAUUGUGGAACUGUUAUAGGUCAUGUAAUUAUUGUAUUUGUAUUCAUUUCAUAACAUCUGUAUUGCUGCACUUAGACACAAAUGGGUUCUUUCCUCCUCUGUAGUCUGUGCCUCUGUCUCCGUCCUCCUCUGGUCAACGUGUGGUGGUGUUUUUAAAGUUUUUCACUGCAGCUGCCUGACCAAACAAGGAAGGAACAGAUUUUUAAUUCUUGUUAAUGUGAAAGUUUUGGCCAUUUAAAAAAGAAAAAAUCCUCGUUGUGGUUAGACGUGCGUCAAAUCUGAACACAUCCAGAGUCGGAUGGGAUGAAGUUAGUAAGUUAAACAGCCUCAACCUCUGGGAUAAGAAUACUAGAGGUGUACUCACUGUUUUGCACUGAUCCAUGUAGCUGCUUUACAUGACACACCAUCAGCUGUCACAGGUAAAAGUGGGUCCUUCUUCUUGGUGCUUGUGUGCGACCUGUAUGAAACUAGAUUUCCAAGCAUCGCCUGCUGGUAUUACAUGACACAUCCUGCUAAAGACACCAGUUAGCCAGUCAAACCACUAUUCUAUUUCUCUGUUAUAUACACUCGCAUGCAGGGAGGUUGUAAGGAUGUUAGGCAGCUGCAAUGACUAGUCAGUUUCACUGGUAAAAUAAGGAACUAUGUUUUCGUGUCAGAACAAAAGAAGUGUACAAAGUGUCAUUUAAGUCGAAAAUGUAUAUCUUAAAGGGCGUUUGGUGUUUUCCUCGUAUCGUCAGAUAGCCUUCCUGUUCACAGGACAGCAGUGUUAGACUGCAGAGUACAUGACAGCAUUCUAUUUUUAUUUAUUGAUGACAAUGACUUGUUGUAUAAAACAUGUGAUUCUGUAUAUGAAUAGAGUUUGAAUGGUAUCACACGACUCGAACCCUUAAAGGUAUAAAUAUUUAAAUUCCUUCUCAUUUUUUGUUAUCUGUGUAGUUGGGUAACCUGUGUACAGUAUAAGGUCUAAUUUUUUGAAUUUAUUUCAGAUAUAAUUUUUUAACUCAAGUGCAACAGAAGAAUUGACCUAUAUAUGGGUGGGGGAGGGGUAAUUUAAAGACAAAAGAUGAAUAUCUUUCUGGAUUCUGUGUAAUGCUUUGUGAAAGCAGUGUUAAUGUAGAGUUAGCUAUUACAUGGCCAAGAUUCACGCUUUGAGGAAUAAGUUUGAUAUUUUUGGAUGAUGGUGUGACAACUGCCGGGAAACUGCUAGCAUGCUAAAAAGACCUGGAAAGGCUUGCCAGUCUGUGUCUGUCAGCACCCAGAAAGCUGAUUAAUACACAGUGUCAUGUUUCUUCUUUAAUAAUAGGGUGUAAAAACACCCUGUUGUAUUCGUCAUUAACAAGUUUAUUUAGCUUGAGAGCACUGCACGGGUCCGAAAAUGCUAAUGGCGUUCAUCCACACUAGACGUUAAUGUCUCUGUCAGGAUAAAAGGCAGCAUUUUAGUAACACCCUGUCAUUUUCUCUUGCGCCAUCACCAGGUCAGACUUUUCAUUAGUUCAUGACUCUGGUUUAUUAAAUAAAUGUUCCCUCAACAGUUCUGUUAGCCUUAUCUAUGCUUGUUCUGGUGAGCUAAUUUUAGCAU
This is a messenger RNA of Neolamprologus brichardi, 4722 nucleotides long. Lineage: Eukaryota; Metazoa; Chordata; Actinopteri; Cichliformes; Cichlidae. The record is from RefSeq and is a predicted model, not a curated record.